CGCGGUUUGUGUUGUUUCCGCACUUCAGACACCGCCAGAACACUGCAGGCAACAUCUUGAUGGUUUAAACAAUCACCAGAAAUAGCGAGGAGUUGUAAGAUCAUUGAAAUCGGACAAAAUCCCAACAAAAAUGGCAUCGGUGGCUACGAACAUCAGUAACACUAUCAAAGAUGGUGUCCUCAGUUAUAUCGAAAAUGUGCGAAGUGGGAAUGUCGAUGUUUUGGAUAUGUUCCUGGUUGGAUGGGUCGUUUUUGCUGCAGUUACCAUCCUGGUAACAUCAUGGGUGACCACGAUUCUCACCAAACGUAGACAAGCAGCUAUUGAUUCCGGAAAAGUGCAAGGCGGUAGUCCAUCGCGACAGAAGUCGAUGGUCGCAGAAAGCUCUGAAUGGAUCAACUCUACGAUUGCAUGGCUUUACAUGCACCAAAGCCAAUCUCCUGAAUUCGUACACUCCUGGAUUAGAGCACUCAAUGAUCAAGCCAAGAAACAAGGGAGCUCAGUGCAAGUGACCUUUGACCGUGUGAAAACAGGAAGUUUACCACCGAAAGUAACCAACGUAAGAAGCGAUGCUGGACCCAGAGAUAUACUGACAAUUCCGAUGCCAUUUGGAGGCCAGUAGUUUGUCAUUUGUUGUAUUCGCAACCCAGCAAACGUCAGCCAGCGUCAAGUUAUCAACAUGCGAGGUACAGGUAGAAAAACUUUCCGGCGAGGU
Saccoglossus kowalevskii is the source of this 712-nucleotide messenger RNA. RefSeq names its product phospholipid transfer protein C2CD2L-like. NCBI's taxonomy places the organism in Eukaryota, Metazoa, Hemichordata, Enteropneusta, Harrimaniidae. The record is from RefSeq and is a predicted model, not a curated record.